CAUUGUAUUAAUAUGCUACUGCUGGAAACCCUCGUCGAUUUUCUUCGUGUGCUCAUUUUUAGCCGCAUCACACUCUCUGGACGCAAUGGAAACAGACGAUCCCGAGGAAGUUGCUUUAGCAAGCAGCAAUAGUGAAUCAACUCUACUUGAACGACUGAUACUCAAAGAUACGGAACCGCCAUCAGAGAGCCAAAGCAGUAAUGUGCCGCCCGUCGAUGUGGUGCAUGUUGCUGCCCUGAGCUUAGUAGAAGACAGACACUCGCUCUCGGAGCUCCUCGACCUGGCAAAUAACACAGAGAGGAGGGAGUUUGUAUUUCAAAGUGGUCUAUCUACCUUCCUAGUGGGUGAUCUUACCCAGGAGUCUAUUCAGCAAGAAGCGAUGUGCCUCCUUCGUGAUCUAUUAGCUACAAGACAAUCAAACACUCCAGACACAAGGAAAGCCAUCAUCUUCGUGGCUUACGACCUUGGCGCUCUCGUGAUUAAGCAGGCUCUCUCUAUCGCUGCCAGGUUCCAGAAUAAAUAUUCCAAUAUUUUUUGGAACACGUCAAAAGUGAUCUUCUCUGGGUGUCUGCAACGAAGCAAAGAUACAAGGGAUAUGAUAUCAACGCUUUGGACAUUUUUGUCAAGCAAAGUAGACAUUAACUCACAGCGUCUUCUCGCACCUCAGAUAAUAGAAAAUCUUGCACAGACAACAAUUCAGAUCAACGAGGCAUUCAUCAGUUCCAAAAUUGCGUUACGCACGCAUAUCAUUCAUCUUUACGCAGGUGAGGUCGAAGCAGGAAUGAUACAUCCUAGUAUGGAUGCUUUUACUGCAACAAUGGGGCUUCCUUCAGAGACAACCAUCCAGGAACAGAGCAAGAACGGUUCGGCAUCUCGAUUUCCGGGCCUGGACAAAAUAGUUUCAUAUGGACUAGAGAACUUGGCUUCUCAUCCUGACUGGCUACCCAUCGAGCAGGCACUUCUAGCCCUUGCAGCUCCGCCACGCAUAUCACAACUUGACCCCAGAGAUGUCGCUGCACUUCUGCCAGGAGUAGACGCACAAGAGCAUGUGGAUUGGGAAGAAUUUCAAGGGCCUCAGAUCUUGCACGUCCAAGGACAUUCCGACAGCCUCGCGCACAAUGUCGCAGAUCAAAUCAUGCUCAAGGGCAUAGCCAAACUACGACAGCAAUAUGAUUACACCUUCACAGACUAUCUUUCCUUCAGCUUUGAUUCACGGGACCCCCAACGGCGUUCUAUCUCUGAUAUGAUAAUCUCAGUCCUAGCUCAAGCCAUGUCUGGGAUAUUUACUGGCACUGUCAACGAUAAAUUUCAUUUACUCCGAGAUUUAUUUAUCAUACGAGGCGGGUGGACAGAUAAAUCAAGCAUCUCCAUGUUCGAGGCCGCCCGGACAAGUUUCUUCCCUUCUGGGGUCAUUAUUACCCUACAUGACUUCGAUGAAUGCGACCGCGACAGUCGGAAGGCCUUCCUGAAUUAUUAUUCGGCCCUACAAAAGAAGACAGAGAUCUCAAUUAAGUUGAUUGUUACAUCACGGGAGCCAAACGCGUUAGCUGUCGAGCUUGAAAAGUGGCCCAGACUUGACGUAGAUGCCUAUGUCACCGAAACUAAUUCUGAGUCUCGAAGACUUGUGGACGAUUCGAUACAGUUAUGUCCCAGCGGUCCUAGAAGACAAGAGAUGCAGAGUCACUUGGACAAAUUGUCUGCGAUGGGACCAACCAACUUGCAUACAAUACUUGCGUUACUUUUCGAUCAUACAAGCUGGCCAGAUAACCCAUCGGAUCACUCCCUUUCUGAGUUUACACGUCUCCUUCCCCAUAUCUCUUCUUCCGAUACGAUUGAAGGGGUCCUGGACAAGAUAAUUAAGCUCGACGAGAAUGUUGAUCUAUUCCGUUGGCUUCUAAGCUGGCUACUGUGUAGCUAUCGUCCUCUAAAUCUCGAAGAGCUUUCCUUAGUUGUAGAGUAUUAUAAACAGCUCAACACGACCAGACCAGAGUCUUUUCAGCCUAUUCUAACCCAGCCUUCAAUGCAAGUUCAGCAACAGCUGAGAUCUCAGCUUCGUUUGCUCACUGACUUCAAGUAUGAUCAAGCGACUGUCCGUCCCGAUAUCAUGAGUCUCUUCGUCGACAAUACAGACAUUAAUUCAUACAUAUGGAAUGAAGUUGCAAAUGAAGCGCAUCAAAAAUUGGCCGAAUUCUGCUUCACCUACCUUAAGUCAGAUAAGGCAGUUGCGUCGCUUGAGGAUACAGUCCUACGGUAUGAGUCCGCAUUGCAAGAACAGCAGCAGAGGUUUAAAAUGGCCAUGCCGGUUCUUCCGGCAAACCAAGGGUUACUUCUCUACGCAGUAAAAGCCUUACCGUAUCACCUCUCUAAGUGUUCCUCUAGUUAUCAAAGCACCGCGCUAUCGUUCUUUUUUGAUAAGCAAACUAAACAUGUCUCAAUAUUAUGGGCAAAGGUGUAUUGGGCAAUGAGUAGUCCUCUUUCUCGCACUCUCGAACCCCCCGAAUCGGCCUUACCAAUUUGCGCCAGCCUAGGAUUCCUAAGUCGUGAGAGGUUCAACGCCGAACCCGAAAAUUUAAGAGUGCAAUGCAUAAGCUCAGCAAUCAUCGGCGGUAAGGGCGGCGAGGUGCUAAGCCUCUUUCCACCAAAAGCCCUCGCAGUCUCCACAUACAUGGAAUUUCUACUUUCAGCCCUUCAGGCAGAUGACGGGACUACAGCGCUGGACCUAGCACAAGGAGUUCUAUCGCAUCCUGAGUGGCAUAGGCAUACACAAACUUGGCCUCAUUUCGCAAUCUGGACAGCUGUGUGGCUGAACAUGGUAGAGCUUACAAAAAUACUUCUCGACAAUGGCGUAGGUGUUGAUAUUGAGCCGAAUGUCGAACUGGCGCUAGGGUAUUAUCCUUCAAUUCUCCAUAUGUCAUCUUUGUUGGGCUAUUCCACCAUUACUGGGACUCUACUGGCUCGAGGCGCGACAUCAAAAGUUCCAACUCUGACCAUAUAUGGGAGCUUUCAGACUGCGGCAUACCGGGGUCACAUCGACGUGGUUCAGAAGUAUCUUGACCAUGAUCCUUCGUAUAAAAAGGCUAGACAACCGCAUACCGCUCUGUGGGCUGCCUCCGAAUGGGGCUGCUGGCAAUCUGUAAGCGCACUCGUCGAAGCGGGUGCGGACGUCAACGAGCCACAGGGAACCCCUCCAGAUGACUACCGCACUUGGACGCCCCUGGCCAUCGCAUCUAGAAACGGCUAUCCAAAAACUGUAGAAGCGCUCUUGGCCGGGGGGGCUGAUGCUAACGCCGUUGGUCCCUAUGGAAUGGACACGGCACUGUGGUUUUCUACGGUCGAUAACAUCAACAUUGGCUGCGUCCAGGUCAUGCUCAAAUAUAAUGCCGACCCUAAUCACUACUUCGACCCACCGCUGCUAGCAGAGAUAGCAAACUCUAGCUAUGAUACUGCCUCUAUUAUCCCUAUCUGCAAUUCUCUCCUCGAUGGAGAUCGGCCCAUCAAUCUAAACGAAACAAAUCGUGACGGGAAAACGGCUCUCAUGAUAGCCUCUCAGUCUAACAAACUCGGUCUAGUCCAGUGGCUACUAACCAAGGGUGCAGACAUUGAUGUUCUAGACAGCUUUAAUAAGUCUGCUUUAUAUUACGCCGUUAGCAACGGGCACGUCGAAACCGUCACUGCUCUACUAAAAAAAGGGGCGCGCGUCGAUGUGGCUCACAGUUAUGGCGAAAGCUCUCUCCUUUUUGAUGCUAUAUCGUAUCCCGAUAUUGUACGGCUUCUACUAGAUUAUGGCGCAGACGUCAACAUAUCAAAUUCUUUCGGUAACAGGCUCAUCAAUUUAGCUUCAUCAUCUGGCAAUGUAAAAGUUGCCGAGAUACUGAUAGAGAAGGGUGCAGAUAUUGAUCAUAAGGACGAAUAUGGUUGGGCGCCCAUAUUUGAUGCAGUGGGCUUUUCUCGUAAUGUUGUCUUAACACGACUUCUAGCUGAGAAGGGUGCGAAAAUGGACGGCAUGGCCUAUGACGAGACAAUUUUGCACCGAGCAUCUAACGGGGACCUCGAGAUCCUUAAAACAGUGCUUGAAUUCCGCAAGGGUAUCGAUAUCAACGCCCGUAACACACAUGGGCUCACUGCACUGCAUGGCACCAUUCGUGGACGCUUUGACGUCGAAUCUCUGCGAGUUCUCAUCAGGGCAGGUGCCGACUUGAACGCACCAGAUGCCGAUGGCGAGACUCCUUUGCAUAGUGCUUCGCGAGAAGCGAAUACCCUUGAUCACCUUAAGCUCCUCCUCUCUCAAGAAGAUAUCAAUCUAGACAAUCCUAGCCCAUUAUGGGGCAGCCCACUCUGCCUUGCCUCACGAAACCUCAACGUAGAAGGGGUACAGGUCCUUCUCGAUCAUGGCGCUAAUGUUAAUCUCGCCGUGCCAAAUUGUUCACAUUGUACACCCUUGAUAUCGGUCCUGGGCACAUACGGUUGGACCACACGCAACGAAGACAUCCUGACCAUAGACAUAAUCACUCGCAUGCUAGUCUUCAACCCCCGCAGCAAAGCAAAUAUCAAACAAACAGUUAUUGGCGGCCGUUUCCACACCGCUUUCGCAGCGGCCUGUGUUUCGGCCAGCCCAGCCACGCUUAAGUUCCUCGUUGAAGAAGGAGCCGAAGUUCGCUUGGCAGACACGUUCUCGGGGCGGCUGCCACUGCACUUUGCGGCAGUCAACGGGUUCGACAAUUUCCAAGCAAUCGUUCUCUCCUAUAGAGGCGAUCUUAUGGCCCCGGAUAAGGAGCAGAAGAACUGCCUGCACUGGGCGGCGCAGUUCGGAAACCUCAGGGCCAUUGAGUUCAUCAUAUCUCUGCUCAGCGACGAGAAAAGGCUGGCGCGCUACAUCAACCGACCCGAUAGCGAUGGGUGGACGCCUCUCUGCUGGGCGGUGCGACCCCACGAACGCGGUUGUGCGUAUAAGAUGCGCUCUGAACAGCCGGACUAUGCGGGCAUCGUGAAGGUGCUGCUUCUAAAUGGGGCGAAGUUAGAUGUAAAAUGUACGCUAGGCAUCGGAACAGACACGGAGAAGCUCACGCCGCUUGAUUUGGCCCGACGGUGUGACGCGGGUGAGGAUAUCAUCAAUAUGCUUCGGUACGGCGUAGGUGACCAAGACGAAUCCGAGAAGCAGAGUAGGCUUGUUGCAGAGGGGCCAGUGAGGAUUUAUGCACUCCAUAAUAAUUACACCUGUGACAUCUGUCUAAACCCAAUCUUCGGGCGCGUGUUUGAAUGCGAUACCUGCGCUGAUUACGGCGUCUGCACAAAAUGUCUACCUCACAAAGAGACUUUCCACACGGGGCAGACCCAAGGUGAUGGGAAAGAACACAACUUGAAAUUGUAUGCUAAAUAUAGUGAGUAUCAAGACAUGCCCGAUGGCGAGGGAAAGAAUCAGGACGGGCCAGCACCAGAUGAGCGGGAUGGUGAUCGCGAGAGGGAUGCAGAGGCUGGUGAGCCUUCGCCGGAAAGAGAGGAGAUUUUGGAUUUGGAUGAUAUUCAAAUUUGAUAGAUUUCUGGGUGGGAAAGCACAGCGACUGUCGUUUACAUGCUUCGAAGGUUCGUAGAUCAGAUCACCUUACACGAGUAUCCUGGGAGCAGAAAUUGAGUAGUCUAAACUAGUGAGUCUUCUAGGGUGUCUUAUUGGCGGUAGGGAUAAUAAUCACGUCGUCAAAUAUUAGUGGUCCUAGUUGUCUAGAGUAAGUCAACGACUGAUUAAUAUUAGGUAGGUAUCUAUUACUUGGUAAGUUUCAUGUUAUCAUCAUUGUGGAGGAUACAUAUCAUGAGUCGACUGAGAUGUCUAAAGCCCCCUGGAUAGGUAUUAUCCACCUGGGCACACAGUCUACAGUGAGUGGCGAAAUCAACAUUAAAUCAACCACACAGUUCGACGCGAAGAUGUCAACGAACAAAGAAUUC
Molecule: messenger RNA, 5937 nt
Organism: Annulohypoxylon maeteangense
Lineage: Eukaryota; Fungi; Ascomycota; Sordariomycetes; Xylariales; Hypoxylaceae
Product: ankyrin repeat-containing domain protein
Exons: 9
Coding region: 86-5530 (1814 amino acids)
Cellular component (GO): cytoplasm; nucleus
Molecular function (GO): protein binding; zinc ion binding
Source: RefSeq, a predicted model, not a curated record